This is a messenger RNA of Sorex araneus (European shrew), 3795 nucleotides long. RefSeq names its product coiled-coil domain containing 39 (gene CCDC39). Bases 112 to 2934 code for a protein of 940 amino acids. The transcript is spliced from 20 exons. Lineage: Eukaryota; Metazoa; Chordata; Mammalia; Eulipotyphla; Soricidae. The record is from RefSeq and is a predicted model, not a curated record. Gene Ontology annotation, cellular component: axoneme. Gene Ontology annotation, biological process: inner dynein arm assembly; cilium-dependent cell motility; cilium movement.
UUUCCCGGCGGCUCCGCUGCUCUAUGCAGGUGAUAGGUGAAAGCGGAAUUUUUAAAUUCUUACUUCUUUACUUUGUUCUGCCUGUCCGAGGUUUCCCAGCUCCUUUUCAACAUGACCAGCGAGUUCCUGGAGGAGCUGAAGUGGGACGAUGGGCUCUCCAUCCCCGUGGCGAACGAGGAAAACAAGAUACUGGAAAAUCAGUUAUCCAAGCUGCAAAAUGAAAAAUCAAACCUUCAACAUCAGUUACAAGACUAUGAAGAUCGAAUUAAAGCAAUGUCUUCUCACUUCAAAAAUGUUAAGCAAGAAUUCAAAUUUACUCAGUGUCUCUGUAAAGCCAGGGAGAAUGAGAUUAAAAGUGAAGAACAUUUUAAGGCCAUUGCUGAGAGAGAACUGGGACGAGUGAAGGAGGAAAUCCAACGCCUGGAAAAUGAGACUGCUUCGAUAAGGGAAAAGAAAACUGAUAAGGAGAAUGCAAUAUUUAAAGCUACUCAAAAGUUGGAUAACUUGAAGUGUCAGAUGAAUUGGGACCAGCAAGCGUUGGAUGCUUGGUUAGAAGAAUCAGCUCAUAAAGAUAGUGAUGCCUUUACUAUUCAGAAGUAUGCUCAACAGGAUGACAACAAAAUUAGGGCGCUGACACUACAGUUAGAAAGACUGAAUUCAGAAUUUGGUCAGAAGAGAAAGCUACUCAAUGAUGAACUUACAGAGACUCUAAGUGCACAGUUAGAAUUGGAUAAAGCAGCACAAGAUUUUCGUAAAAUUCACGAUGAAAGACAAGAACUCAUUAAACAGUGGGAGAACACAAUAGAUCAGAUGCAGAAGAGAGAUCAGGACAUAGACCAGUGUGCCUUGCAAUUGUCAAAUAUAAAGCAGGAAUUAAGAGAAAAAGAAAUUUUGGUUAAAGAGAAGAUCAAAUUUCUGGAAAACGAGAUUGGGAAUAACACUGAGUUCGAGAGAAAAAUUGCAGCUGCUGAUCGUAAAGUUUCAAAAUGUAGAAUGGAAUACCAGAGUCAUGAAAAUAGUCGAGUUCAGCUGAAGGAUGAGCUGGACUGUUUAAAAGCCACUGUGAAUAGAAGUUCCAGUGAUUUGGAAGCUCUGAGGAAAAAUAUUUCCAGAAUUAAGCGUGUCACUGAAGAUGAGAGAGCAAAGUUAGAAAAUAUUAAAAAUCAUAAUGAAGCUAUAAAGAAAAAGUUACAUGAAAUUACUGAGAGAACUAUGUCUGUAGAAGAGAAAGCAACCAAUUUGGAAGAUAUAGUAAAGAAGGAUGAAAAGACAGUCAAGGAAGUGCAAGACCAAUUGAACAUAUUGAAAGCUGUGCUAUAUAAGAAAUCUCAGGAAUUGCAGACUGAGAAAAUGAAAGAAAAAGCUACUGUCUCAGAAAUUAAAGGAACACGGUCUCUUCUUAGGAACUUAAAUAAUCAGUUACGUAAACUGGAUUUUGACACCUUGAUGCAGCAAGAAAUUAUGUACAACCAGGAUUUUUACAUUCAACAACUGGAACGUAGAAUGUCACGGUUAAAGGGAGAAAUAAAUUCUGAAGAAAAACUUGCCCUUGAAACAAAGAUUGUUGAACUCAAAAAAGUGUUGGAGGAGAAAAAAUCUACAUUUGACCUUUUGGAAACACAGAUCGGGAAGCUUCAUAAUGAUCUUUACUUUAUCAAGAAGUCAAAUGCUAAAAAUUUUGAUGAAAAACAGUCCCUCUUGACCAAAAUAAAUGAACUAAACCUUUUCAAUGACACAUCAGAGAAGGAACUUAAAAAAGUAAAGACUUUGAAACAGGAUUUGAUGAUAGAAGACAAUCUUUUGAAACUUGAAGUUAAACGCACUCGAGAGAUGCUUCACAGUAAGGCAGAGGAAGUUCUUUCUCUGGAAAAAAGAAAACAGCAGUUAAGAACAGUUAUGGAAGAACGGCUAGAAGAAAUUAAGGUUCACAAAGCAAUGCUUCAAUCUCAAAUACGAUUAGUGGAUCAAGAGCGGCAAAACAUAAGUAUUGAAUUUCACGACCGACUAAGUAAAAUUGAGAAGCUGAAGAACAGAUAUGAAAUUAUUACCGUUGUUAUGUUGCCUCCUGAAGGAGAAGAGGAGAAAACCCAGGCCUAUUAUGUAAUAAAGGCUGCUCAGGAAAAAGAAGAGCUCCAAAGGGAAGGAGACAGUUUGGAUGCUAAGAUAAGCAAAGCUGAAAAAGAGAUCAGAGCUCUAGAGAACACCUUGCAAGUGCUGAACAGCUGCAACUAUAAUUACAAAAAAUCUUUUGCAAAAGUGACUCCGGCUAGUGAGGAGUAUGAAGUAAAAAUCCAACUAGAAGAACAAAAAAGAGCUGCUGAUGAAAAGUACAGAUAUCAGCAAAGACAAAUCAGAGAACUCCAGGAAGAUACUCAGAGCAUGGAAAACACUCUGGAUGUUCUAGAACAUCUAACAAGAAAAGCCAAAGCAACAUUAACAGAAAAGGAGGAUUCCUCGUUUCAACUAAAUAAAGAAACCGAGGAGCAGAAGCCAAAGUUGGACAGAGCAGCUAAACAGUGUGCAAAACUCAUCAAGGAAAUCCGUAUUAUGAAAGAUACAAAAGAUGAAACACUGGAAGAACAAGACAUCCAGCUCCGUGAACUCAAAGAGUUCGACAGGAACAUUGAUGACAUGCUAAUAGAUGUCACUGAAAAUGCUGAGAUCCGUACUAUCCUUCAAACCCUCUUUCAACAGAAUGAGUUAGAACUACCUGUAGCUAGCUCUAAACGUAACCGAACAAGUUCUACAUCUCCUUCACAGACCUCCCUGUUAUCAGGAAGAUCAUCUAGGAGCUCAAGCACUAAUUCUCAGGUGUCAGUGAAGACGUUAGAGCUGACCUUCCCGGCCUCCCACUCCCAGUUAAGCAGUCCCAGGCCAGCCAGUGCUACCAGCACCUCCUCUAGUUCUGCUAAAGGCAAAAGAAAGAGCAAAUAAGUAUUUUCAUGUCUCUUGAACAAGCUGUAAACACAAAUCCAAAAAUCUCAAUGUUAAAAUAGGAAAUCCCACUUUUAGGUUUUUGAUGUCUUUUGAUAUAAUAUUGAAAUUGUGCCAGAAACAUCAAAUGACUAAAGUUUUAUAUGGUGGAAAAUGUUAAAACUCAGUCAAAAACUGCAUUCACUUCUACCGCGACAAUCUUUUAGGAAAAAAAUUUGUAAAGAUUCACUGUCCUAUCAAGAAUUUGCAACACUACUAGAAUUCUCACUUACCCCACAAAAUCCUGAAAUUAGGUUUUCUUUAUUCCAAGAAAAAAAAUUUACUGGACUUUUGGUGGAAAAAUCUACUAGAGGUAGUUUCUUCCCUGGUAUAUUUUUUUACUCCUCUCCCCCCCAGCCCUGCCCUUUCCUCUGAAACAACAUUAGUUCCUCCUUUAUCCCCUGAAAACUGAUGGGAAAGAGAACACUGGAUAAAUACAACUAAAGCUUCAGUUUCUAGAAAUUGCUCCAUUCUUAUCUUGAAGGAAAUUGAGCUAUUGCUCAAGAUUUGCACACAUAAAUAAGGUUUCUUCAGGAAUUUCUUUGCAUGAAACAUGAUUUAAGUAAAGCUCGGUACACUCUGAUUUAUAAUAGUAAUCUUAUACAUCUACAGUGGGAGGUAGAUUAGCUAUUUUAGAAUGUAUUUUCCUAGGCUGUAAAACAUGCUCAACUCUGAACUCUUGGAAGAGCAUGGAGUACAACUGUUGUAAAGCUGGUUUUCAAAUUGGUGUGUUAUAUAGUACGUGAAAAUAUAAACCUUGGGGAAACUAUUCCUCUCACAACUCUGCUUGUUUACAGCUGUCAUUUCGCAUUUCCCUUUGAA